UCAGAAGAAGCAAUGCCAAAUCAGUGAGGUACUCUGCACGGAGCCACAGGAAUGAAUGGUACAGAAGUUCACAGCAUGAUCCAGAUCCAUUUAUCUCUCAGAGUUCUGCUGACUGUGCUGCCGUGCCUCCUUUUUCUCUUCGUUAACAGCAUCAUGCUGUUUAAAUUGCUGAAAAAGCCCCUGUUCAUGGAGUCCCCCCGUUACGUCCUGUUCGGGCACUUGCUGUUCUCGGACUCCCUCCAGCUCCUUCUGACGAUGCUGCUCUACAUAUUAGCUUUGACCAUGGUCAGAAUCAUCACCUGCGUUUGUGUUGUUGUCAUCCAGCUCUCAGCCAUCACUGUUAAGAUGUCUCCCAUCAACCUGGCUGUCAUGUCUUUGGAGAGAUACGUUGCCAUUUGCUUCCCUCUGAGGCACGGCACCAUUGCCACCUUCAGGGCGACGCGCGCAGCCAUCGCCGUCAUGUGGACUUUGGCCUCCUUAGACUCUUUCGUGCAACUUUUUCUGUUUUUCAGUCUCAGCACCAGAAGCCUUACCGCUCACCAGAUCUGCAGUAGAAAAGGCGUGUUUCAGCUGCAGGUUUACGUGAUUAUAAAUCAGGUUUUCACAGUUGUAAAUUUCGUCCUGGUGACCGUGAUCAUCUUUUACACGUAUGUUGCGAUCAUGGUUGCUGUGAAGUGCCGCUGUUCUUGUGUGCACAGGGCCAAAAUGGCCCGUAAAACCGUGCUCCUGCAUAUGCUCCAGCUGUGUCUGUAUCUCAUCUCCUCUCUGUUCAGCAUGAUAAACUCCAGUGAGCUGCUAAACCUGGAUCCAGCUGCUGCUUUUUACAUCCACCCCAUGCUCUUCUCAGGUCUGAUCAUCCUGCCCAGAUGCUUGAGCCCAGUCAUAUAUGGUCUUAGAGAUCACAAACUGAGACAAGUCUUCAAAUGCAAUUUCACCUUUGUUUACAAAGCGUCAGUAGAGCCACAUCCCAGGUCUUGAUUGCUUAAUUGGAAUAUGUCAUUUAUGGAAAUGUGCAAACUUUAUUUAUCAUUGGAGAGCCAUGGUAAUGUGAAUAAUAAUUGAAAGAAUAUGCUUUGAAGCUGUUUUUAGAUUAAUAAUACCAUGUAGAACACACAAAUAACCCUCUCAAACUAUAUUUAAAGGCAGCUUUACAUACAAACAAGAUA
Fundulus heteroclitus (mummichog) is the source of this 1166-nucleotide messenger RNA. RefSeq names its product odorant receptor 131-2-like. The transcript is spliced from 2 exons. The record is from RefSeq and is a predicted model, not a curated record. Gene Ontology annotation, molecular function: G protein-coupled receptor activity. Gene Ontology annotation, biological process: G protein-coupled receptor signaling pathway. Gene Ontology annotation, cellular component: membrane. NCBI's taxonomy places the organism in Eukaryota, Metazoa, Chordata, Actinopteri, Cyprinodontiformes, Fundulidae. The coding region runs from base 52 to 978 and encodes 308 amino acids.